AGUAAUUCCCAUAGCAGCCCACAACGACCAUUUCCUUCCUUCUUCCCGAGAGUCAUUACAGAAAUAGGACGCACGAGAGAGCAACAGUACCUUCCUCGUCCCGCCGCUCCCCCCUCCACGAAGUGUACAGUUUCUAGAAGGUGGCGUGAGACGGAGCAACUGUCAGCGGACGGGUUAUCACGUUACAAAGUAUAUUUAGACAAGGAGCGCUGGGCCGCAGUUGGCUACUAGAACCUCACGAUUCUUGUCAACAUCGAACUGUCUUAGACUCUGCCCCCCUUUCACCCGCAUUGCCGCUAUCAGAAAAGUGACUUCCAACUCCGCUGGCUUGGGGACAUCCUCCUUGCCCGUCAGCUCUCACCACCGUCGAAAUGGCGACGAGAAGCCGCAAACGGAGAUUCAAUGAUGAGGACAUGCACUAUCCGCCGGCGGAGCUUGCACCUAUCUCUGCACAGAAGAAGCCCAUUGAAGUUAUAGUGGUCCAUUCUCAAUCACCGCCGCCAUACGCGUCUACGUCCUAUCAACAGCCUGCUCGUUAUAACAACCAUGUUUCAGUUGCUGCUGCUGUACCUGGAGAACGGUUCGCUUAUGGGCUCCCCACUUGCUAUACCACAGAUAUGUCCACGGCCAUGCACCCACCGGCCUUUACCACAGAGUUUAUACCAACGUAUCCGCAAUUACCUAUACCAACCGCCGCAUAUCUACCGCCUGUCACUGCCUUUCCACCACCCGCAAAUCACAUCAACAGCGCGUAUUACCACUCAUCCUCACCCGCGGAUAGCUCGCGAAGUUAUCCGACUACAGAAGCAUCCUCAAGACCCAACAGCGCCGGCCGCCGCCUGCCUCCUACAAACUCCUACACCCAACGCGUCACCCGACAGCAUCCCCCAGUAGCUACCGAUUACAUCGACCUAACCAAUUCCCCACCAGGAUCAAUAGGAGUCUCCGCGCCAAAAAGACGAAAGAAAGACAACUACUAUGAACCUCAGCAGCAGCAGCAACCUCAACCCCAACAACCCAUUAUAUCGUAUCCCCCGCAACAGUUCUUGCCACCACCCCCAAGGGUUUCUCCAGUCCGGUACAAUGACGGGCCAUAUUACCGUGAGCAAGAUCUACCUUCAUGUGCAGACAAAGAAGGCCACUUCAUUGUAACAGUGAACAGUGAUCUUACAUCACGAUAUAAAAUCAUGCGGCUUCUGGGGCAGGGGACCUUCGGCAAAGUAGUUGAAGCUUAUGACCGACAGACCAGGCAACGCGUGGCCAUCAAAGUUAUCCGGGCAGUCCAGAAGUAUCGGGAUGCAUCGAAGGUCGAGAUACGAGUCUUGAAUGCGCUGAAAACGCAUGACCCGGAGAAUCGAAAGCGAUGCAUCCAUCUGCAAGAGACUUUUGACUACCGAAAUCAUAUAUGCAUGGUCUUCGAACUACUGAGUCAAAGCGUGUUUGAUUUCUUGAAAGAAAACGCCUUCGCUCCUUUUCCACCAUGGCAGAUCAAAGCGUUUGCUACACAAAUAUUGGAGGCGGUGGCUUUCUUACACGAUUUGGGUUUAGUGCACACUGAUUUGAAGCCUGAAAACCUAAUGCUCGUGGAUAAUCAGACUCGGGUAGUGGGAGGGUCAAGGCGAUCUGCGAAAGCCCGUAAAGAACUACUAUGUACGAGUAUACGGCUUAUCGAUUUCGGGAGCGCUAUUUUUGAAGAGGAUUAUCACAGCUCCGUCGUUAGCACCCGUCAUUAUCGCGCCCCGGAGAUAAUCCUUUGUACUGGAUGGUCCUUCCCGUGCGAUAUGUGGUCGGUCGGGUGUAUUUUGGUUGAGUUUUGCACUGGAGAUGCUUUGUUCCAGACGCAUGACAACCUUGAACAUCUCGCCAUGAUGGAGGCUGUACUUGGAAAGUUUCCUGAGAAGAUUAUUCGUAGCGUAGGAAAAGCCUCUCAAAAAUAUUUCCGAAACAACCGUCUCGACUGGCCAAAUUCAGAAACGCAAAAGCAGAGUAAGCGUUUUGUAAAGAACAUGAAGCCUUUGCGGGACAUCAUUCGACCACAAGACGACAUCAUGGAAUCGUUUUUGGACCUUGUGCAGCAGAUGCUUGUCUAUGAUCCCAGAGAACGGAUAACCGCACGGCAAGCACUACAACAUCAGUUUUUCCGGAUGGACAUACCUGGGGCGUCAUGAACUCGUGAAUAUACGAGAGUCCCGUCAGUAUUUGUGUUUUGGUGGGACGAGUCUCUUUUGGGGCCGUCUUGUGGCGUUCUGGCCGCACCUCCUCUCACUGCUCGUUUCAACUAAUCCAACUCAAGAAGUAGAGCAAAGAGGAAGAGAAAAGUUGUAGCAUAGCAUCCAUACAUUUGCAUAUGUUUCUCGUUUGUCUACAUUUCUGUUUGUCGUAUUAAUAUCGCAAGUCCUGUAGCAUCUUCGUGAAGUACACUGACUUGAUCUGACCCUGCCGCAACCGCCUUAUGCUCAGUGUCUGAUUGCAUGGUGACAAGAUGCUGCAGGGUAGGCCAUGAAAGCCGGUGUUUCUUGAUAAUCAGCGUGUGACAUUGGAUGUCUUAUUUUAUUGUAGAAAUACGAACAUUUCAGAUGGAAUUUUCAAUUUUCUGCACUAUAUAAUCGCGUGUGAGCCAUCCUAACUGUGGAAUGCAGCUGCUGGCGGGGAAAGAAAAUACUAAACGGAGUGGAAUGGAGAUGAAGGACAUGACCCGCCCGUGGGAAUGAUGGAUACCAGAACAACGGCCCCAAUUCGGUUACCAACAAGAAUCCCAGGUACAAGCGAA
Molecule: messenger RNA, 2770 nt
Organism: Spizellomyces punctatus DAOM BR117
Lineage: Eukaryota; Fungi; Chytridiomycota; Chytridiomycetes; Spizellomycetales; Spizellomycetaceae
Product: CMGC/CLK protein kinase
Exons: 12
Coding region: 372-2168 (598 amino acids)
Biological process (GO): protein phosphorylation
Cellular component (GO): nucleus
Molecular function (GO): protein kinase activity; ATP binding
Source: RefSeq, a predicted model, not a curated record